This is a messenger RNA of Phytophthora sojae, 2076 nucleotides long. RefSeq lists its product as hypothetical. Gene Ontology annotation, molecular function: phosphatidate cytidylyltransferase activity. The transcript has 2 exons. Gene Ontology annotation, biological process: CDP-diacylglycerol biosynthetic process. Gene Ontology annotation, cellular component: plasma membrane. Bases 1 to 2076 code for a protein of 691 amino acids. The record is from RefSeq and is a predicted model, not a curated record. NCBI's taxonomy places the organism in Eukaryota, Oomycota, Peronosporomycetes, Peronosporales, Peronosporaceae.
AUGACCACGUCGCGUACCGCUUCGAACCGAACGGUACUGUUCAACAUCGACGAGGACAAUGUGCCGGCCAUGAAUGCCACGACACGGACGGGGUCUUCUAGGAGGACCCACUCGUCCAAUUCCAGGUCCCGCGUUGCAAGCACUCGAUCCAGGACGCACUCGCGACGCAGGAAUGGAGAAAAUAGCAGGAACGAAGCAGUUGCAACGGCGGACUUUCGAGGCACAAACCCGGUCUUGGAUGGAGAAAACGUGCAGGACGUCACCCCGACGGAGCGAGUUCCGACGCUGGAUGGACGUGGACACGUUAACUUCACCGAUUCGAGGUACAGGAAGGCGGUGGACACUGCCAAGCGCAGCGUUCGCGCUCGAGGAGCUCUGCCGAUAGGCUCCGCGAGGUCGAAUGACCCGUACAACCCGAUUUCGCCUACGCGUAUGAACCGACAACAGGAUUGUCGUGAGCAAUUUCAACCGCAAGAAGCUGUACAGCCUCAAGCACGGGACCGUUCAAGGUCGCGGAAGCAGAGCAUUUACGGAAGUUGGUCCUGCUGUGGCCAUUCGUACCCCAAUGCGUUUUUACGACUGUGUACCGUGGUGGUGGUUGUGCCGUUGGUUGUGUGUGGCUUGAUCUUCUGGCCGGUGUUAGCAGCGGCAAUGCUUACGACGAUAUUGCUGUGCGUCUGCUGCUACGAGCACGCGUGGCUGUCGUUCCGCAUCCACACUCAACUGCUAGCCACCUAUCAGUGGUAUGAAGGAAACGAAGGACCUGUCGACGCUGGAGACGCCAUCGGAGCUAGCACACGCAGCAAUGCGUCUGUUGUAUGCGGCUACCAAGAGGACGGAAGGCGAUUCCAGAACUCGUUCGUGGCCGCGGGCUUCACGCAGUCGACGAUGUCGCUGCCGAUGACGAACUCGACUGUACUUUGUUCGGAAGAUGGUAACAUGACCUUCUUGGGGACAAACAAGGACAGUUUCUCAUACCCGGUGGCUGAGGAGACUGCGCGUCCGAAAGAGCGCUCUACAGUGCAUUUGUUGGAGUUAGAAACCUCACGUGGAGUGCUGCUCGGGAUGGCGAAUAUGCUGUUCUGCGGGAACUUAUGGCUGACUCGCAUUGUCGUGGCUGCGCUGCUUACGGUUUGCUGGUCUGUUACAGCGACGAUGGUGUCUCCGAUGAUCCCGUUCCCGGUGGCUAGUACGCCCCGAGAUAUCGCGGCGGCGCCGUACUACUUCUACGUCGUGAACUUCGUGGCAUCGCUCUGCGCCGUGUGCUGCCCUACCUGGCCUCGUUCCUUCUCGUUGGUGGUGCAAAAGACUGCAUUUGAGGUGCUGCUACUGAACGCGUUCAACUGUCCGCUAGCGGCUAAAUUCGAGUGCACUGCAGCGCCGAUAACAUCCCUGCAGACUUUCGUACUGGGUGCAAUGGCGGUCGUGUUUGUUCACUCGUUCUCCGCUCGUGGGCCCGCUAACCUCGUCGUGGCGCUGACCCUCGACUUACUGGGAUACGUCUACAUUGCUGGAGCGCUGGGACUGCUCAUCUCGAUGGUGGAUCCGACCGACGGCAAUGCGACGUGGGCUGCGAUCUGGCUCGGAAUGCUGAGUGCCAUGUGGGUGGCGCAGUUCGCCGGCUACGUGUGCGAAGCCAUCAUGUUCCGGUUCCAGCUCCCUCACAUGAAGUUGCUGCCUCCGCGCAUUGUCGUGACUUUGGAUGUGGAGGCUUCACUCUGUGCCAUCGCGGCUGGCAGCGUUGUGCUGGUGUUUGGUGGCGCUGUUCUUGAUGUCCCCGGUGGCGUGUUGCCUAAAGUACUCUUCACUACUGCCAGCGUGCUCAUGGCGCGAUUUGGACGGAUAGUUCUGUCACUACUAAAGAAGGCAUCGGGCGUUCGGUGGAGUGGAAGGUUGAUGCCAGGCUUUGGUGGAGUGUUGGACGGAUCCCACGCGCUGCUCUUCACGUCUAUUGUCUUCAUCAAGUACUAUCUCUAUGUCAGGGCGCGCGAGACCGUUGAAAUGGAUGACAGCAGUGGCAGCGGCGACUCGGAUCUGUGGGCUACCGUCACGUUCAGCACGGAUGUUAGGAGCUGA